Molecule: messenger RNA, 531 nt
Organism: Verticillium nonalfalfae
Lineage: Eukaryota; Fungi; Ascomycota; Sordariomycetes; Glomerellales; Plectosphaerellaceae
Exons: 2
Coding region: 1-531 (176 amino acids)
Molecular function (GO): phosphatidylglycerophosphatase activity
Source: RefSeq, a predicted model, not a curated record
AUGUAUACAAACCUUAUGAGGCAAACCCGUUUCGAGGAGUUGAAGGCAGCGUAUCCUGGCCGUCGCCUUCUCAUAGUGUCGAACACUGCGGGUGCAACCAGUUAUGACAGGAACCUAGCCAUGGCUGCAGAGCUCGAGGAAGGGACAGGCCUCACUGUGCUGCCUCACUCAUCGAAGAAGCCUGGCUGCGGUACCGAGAUCAUGGAGUACUUUAGGCAACACCCUGAAACUGGCGUCUCCCAUCCAUCACAAGUUGCUAUUGUUGGAGACCGCUUAAGUACUGAUAUCAUGAUGGCCAAUAUGAUGGGUAGCUGGGGCUUUUGGGUCAAGGAUGGUGUCGUUCCCAAUAAAGAGAAGAGCAUGGUAAGUUGUUGGCCCAAGUUGCAUUGUAACUGCUCUUCACUGAACCAUUCGACAGUUCUCCCGACUAGAAAGAAGGCUAGCCGCUUCACUGCUAGCGAGGGGCUACCAAACCCAAGAUCCGUCGAGUCAAUUCGAAUAAAAAAGGCACGGUCUGCAUCAUUUGUCUAA